AUGUAUCCCAAAAAGCAUCCUGCAAAUAAUCCUUCGGAAAUUAAAUCACGAAAAAACUUAACUUAGCAAUAAAAAGAGGAAUUAAAGCGUCAAGUAGCCGAUCGUCUUUCUAAAAAAUAUGGAAUAUAAAAUUCCGAAUUAAUAAAAGGAGAAGUUUCAAAUUACAUGAAAAACACGACACAUAUAACUGCCGAAGGUUUAAAAAAUCUUGAGGAUUCUAUAAAAGCCUAAACUAAGAAAGAAAAAAGCGACCAAGUGAAAAUAGAAGACGAUGAAUCUGUCAAAUCAGGUAUUUCUAAAAUGUCUGGUGCCACAAAUUUCGAUGAAGUGGACAAAUACACUCAAUAGAAAAAUUUGAGCAAUUAAGAUGAUAAAGAAAGUGAGGUUAAAAAGACUAAAAAAUUACAAGGAACUCAAAUAAAAAAAUACGAGAAUGAUUUAGAUUUUCUAGAAGAAGAAAAUGAGUGGGCAGCUAUAUAUAAAUAUAAUAAAUUCCUUUAUGAUAAAGAAUAGGAAAUGUUACGUCAGAAAAAAAUAUAGGAAGUGAUUUAAACACGAGAAAAUUUAGAUGCUUAGGUAAAAGAGAAGGAAAAACUAAAAGAAAAGGAAAGAAAAUAAAAUUAUAAUUAUGUUGAUAAUAUAAAAGUAUAAAUGGAUAUUUUCGACGAGAAAGAAAAAGAGAAAGCCAUUCAACUUUAAAAAAUAAAGGAAAUGGAAAAAAUGGAUCGGGAAAAAUAAGUUAAAGAAAAUAAGCAUAGAAGAAGAUAAGAUUAAAAAUAAGAAAAAUAAUUAGAUGCUUAUUUAAUGUAAAAAGUAAAGGAAGAAAUAGAGGCUGAUUAAUAAUAUUAACUUUUCAAAAAAGAACAUUAAGCAUAAGUUAUGAAAAAAUUGCUUUAGGAAAAUGAAGAAAGAAAAGAAAGAAUGAGAUAAGAAGCAGAGUAAGAAAGAUAGGAAAAUAUUUAGCUUAUGGAUGCUUAUUGUAGACUUAUUGAUGAGUAGGAUAAAUAAAGAGAUAAAACUUUGUAGGAAAGGGAAGACAAAAUGAAAGAGUAUUAAAGAGCAGCUUUAGAAAAUGUGACUAUGGUGCAUGAAGAUAAAGUAGCGAUUAUGGACAAAAGAAGAUAAAAAUAUCAUGAUAGACAUGAGAAGAAGUUAGACCAAUAAGAAAUUGAUAGAAAAAGAAAAGAAAAAGAAUAGAAAGCGCUUAUGAAAGAGUAUUUAUUUAAAUAAAUGGAAGAAAAAGAAUAAAGAGCAAAGAAGGAAAAAGAAAAUUAUAAUGAAUAGGCUGUUAUUUGGAAAAAUGAUAAUGAACUUUUUAAUUAAUUUUAGGAUAAAAAAAAUAAGGAAAAAAAAGAAGUUAUGUAGACAUAUGCGGGUACACUUAAAGAAUAAAUGAAUGAUAACUUGAAAAAUAAAAAAGUUUGUUUAGCAGCUAUGAAUGAAAAUGAAGCUUAACUUAAUAAAAGAUUACUCGAAGAAUUAGAUAAUAUAAGAUAAGAAGUUAAAAGAAAUUGA
Ichthyophthirius multifiliis is the source of this 1515-nucleotide messenger RNA. RefSeq lists its product as hypothetical. Lineage: Eukaryota; Ciliophora; Oligohymenophorea; Hymenostomatida. The record is from RefSeq and is a predicted model, not a curated record. The transcript has a single exon.